CAAUACAUUCUCUUGAAGAUCUUGUAAAAACACAAUAUAUAGAACAACAAAAACGAUUAGAUGAUCAAAAUCAGCAAUUAAAGGAUUUCGAAAAAGAAGUAAAAUUACAACUUACAGAUCAACAAAAUAAAAUAAAUGAAUUGGCAACUAUUGUUCAGCAAAAAGGAUUUGAUAGUUCUGAAGAAGACAAUUAUAGACAAUUAGUCAAUAUUAUAAAUGCAGAGCUAGUUAGUCUAAAUGAUCAUAAUGGUCUUAUUAAUGACAAGUUAGAUACUUUUGAAGAAUUGCUAAAAAAUUAUUAUUCCAAUACUUGUGACAAAAGUAAUUUUUCUUCUUCAUUUCGAUAUCCAAAAGCUAUUAAACGAAUUAAAAAAAGGGUUUACAAUGAACAAAGUGAAGAGGAAUUCACUCAGAAUGAAGAAUUAAUUGCAGAUACAAGAUUUUCUUAUCAUGAAACACAUCCAACUUUAGUCCGUUAUCUUCAUCGCAAGAUUAAAUUACAUCAUAAAAAAAAAAUUGCAUAUGAUAAUAAAACCUUGCCUGCAAAUCAAACAGUUGGCGAAGAAUAUCUUCCAGAUAUUACCAAUACACCUACUGCUGGAAAUAAUCCAAUUAUUAUUGAACGAUAUGUUGAUUAUUUUAUGAAAGAUUGGGAAGUUCGCAAAAAUACUAAUGAAUUAGUAUCUGAACAGCCUUGGACACGUGAAGUAAUUACAGAUAUUGCGGUUCAAUAUUUUCAACAUUUACAUAAAGAUUAUCUUGCUUUAAAAAAGAACCCAGAUGCUUUUAAUAAUCGAAAUAUUAAACAAUGCCGUGAUAAUCGUCUUACUCUUAAAUCUAAAGCAUUAUUGAAAGCCUUAGAUCAAUAUUCCGAUGAAGAAGAGUUGCACUAUCCAAAGGAAGAAAUUAAACUUAUACUUCAUAAACGUUGUAUGUCUCCAGAACUAACGGAUGAAGAAUAUCAAGAACUUCACCCACAAGAUAAAAAGCAAUUAAUCGUUGCACCUAUGUGUUGGCGCUCAGAUGAGCAUAAUAGAUUACGAUCUAUUUUAAAUAAUAAAGCUGGUAUUCAGCGUCCAAGCAGGUGGUCACCCUAUUCAAAAGGAAAAGAAAAAGACAAUGGUAUUUUAAAGCAUGUUUAUCCUGAAUCUGACCAUUCUCAAUAUGAAGAAUUAAUUGGUCUCUCACCUGAUAA
Molecule: messenger RNA, 1195 nt
Organism: Scutellospora calospora
Lineage: Eukaryota; Fungi; Glomeromycota; Glomeromycetes; Diversisporales; Gigasporaceae
Source: the annotation of a GenBank genome assembly